Microtus oregoni (creeping vole) is the source of this 1122-nucleotide messenger RNA. RefSeq names its product transmembrane protein 45A-like. The record is from RefSeq and is a predicted model, not a curated record. Bases 1 to 1122 code for a protein of 373 amino acids. The transcript has 8 exons. Lineage: Eukaryota; Metazoa; Chordata; Mammalia; Rodentia; Cricetidae.
AUGACGAUGCAGCAGAGCAUCCUUCACACUGGGCAGAUGCUGGUGACUUCCCAGAGUUCUCAGGCUUCCCAGCCUCCAAACCCCUACCAGGAAGACUUAGGCGAGGGCAAGAUGAUGAUGUUGGGAGAGGAAUCUGAUGAAGUGGAGGCGAUGCUAAUGGACCUCUAUCAGCAAACCCCUGGGAUCCUUAUUGGCACAGAAAUCUCACACGACUCUGAAGAGCCUUUCUCGGAGUAUUUUAGCUCCUUGUAUUACUGGAUCUUACAUUUGACACUAAAACAGAACCUAUGUAAUACUGUCAUGGGGGAUUUUCCAGGUCAUGUUCUUCCUGGAACACUUUUCUUUGUCAUAAGUCUUUGGUGGAGUAUAAAGCACAUUCUGGAGCAUGUUUGUCGACAGCAAAAGAGGUCUUUCUCCCUUAUUACCAAGGAAUUCUUCUUUCGAGCAGAAAUUGUGGAAGGAAUUGUGAUUACUGGCGUGGUAUUAGUAGGAAUAAUUGGUCUAUACCUUGCACUUGGAAAGCGAAAUCAGCUCUCAGAUAAAGAAUCCCAGUUGGUCCUAAUCCUGCACUGGCAUCAUCUUGCCAUGUAUGUCUUCUUUGCAUUGCUAGGUGGGACCAAGAUCUUAUGUUUCAUCAUUCGUUCACUUCCAGUCUCUUUGGUCAAGUUAAUGUUAGCAAAUGCCUGCUUUGUGGAUGCUUUUAUUUUCCACAAUCACACACAUGGCCGGACCUUGGUGGACACCUUUGGGCACCAACUGUUGAGCUUCGCUAUAUUUUUGGCAGGUCUGGUUGCCUUUAUAGAAUUAUUCACAAAGAACAAUGUAGUUCUGGCACUCCUGAGGUCGAGCUUUGUCAUGCUGCAUGGGAUGUGGUUCUUUCAGGUUGCUUUUGUCCUGUUUCCCAGGAAUAAAGACCAUGCAUGGGACCUGUCUGAUCAUAGCAACGUUCUGUUUUUCACUGUAUGCUUUUGUUUGUAUUAUGCGUUGACCUAUGUCAUCAUUGGAAUUAAUUAUGCUCUUGUUACCUGGUUGGUGAAGUGGAGACUUAGCAAGCUCUGCACCUCAGAAACUCAACUUCUGAAAAAUCUUGAACAGCAAGAAGAAUCAGAAGAUGAAAUGUGA